GCAUGCCAUCACUUUUUUUUCUUUGCAAUCAUAAAUUUCCACAUGUAUAAUAAAUAAUCAAUUGAUUUGAUUUGAUUGUUAUUUGAAUGAUUUACAUUUACGAAAUAAAAUACAAUUGGCCAUCCGAUAAUGGAUUCAUUAACACCAUCAUCGUAUCUGACAUUGUUGGAUGAAAUUGCACUCGAAGGUCUUAAUGGUAUUACAUUUCCUUCGCUUUGGAUACGACUACAUGAUCGUGAUCGCUAUCUAACUACAUUGAACAAACCUAAAGUUUUUGGAUUUGAUGAUUACGGCGAUUCAAAUGGAUCAAAGCUUAAAAAUUUCGUACUCAAUGUUUGUCUUAAAGAAUCCGAAAGAGGUAAUAUCCAAUUUUAUCGCACUAAAAACGCUCAACGAAAGGUUCAGAUCUAUGAUCGAAAUAAUUAUUUUGUACAAGAGACCGGUACAUUAUUGGUCGAUGAUUCUCAGAUACCAGAUAAUCUUUAUCCGCCUGUGAUUGGUGUAAAACCUACAUCUAAUGAAUCAAAUCCAGACGCACAGAUACUCGGUUCUUGUGUCGACUAUCAUAGCCGAGUGAAUAUUACCGCCAAAAUUCUUAGAGAUCGACCUACAAAUUUUGAUCAAUUCGAAAGCAAAUAUAGCGAACAAAUGUUACAAAUCGUAAUGGUCGCAUCACAGAAACUUCGUGCUAUCUCAUUGUUUGGAGCUGAUCGUUGGUUUGAAUACGAUCAUUUAAAACCUGAGUGUUAUUUGAUUCUUGAAUCGAUUGGCCUAAAACGUUGGUAUGGUGAGAUAAAUUUUGGCAAAGAAACGCCUCAGUAUCUAGAUCCAAAAAUUCGUGCCUCUUUCUAUUAUUUUCGUAAAAUUUUGACCGAUGAACGAUUGAUAUUGUCCAUAACGAACACCCUGUUCAAAGCCAAACGACAACAAGUUUCACAAGCAAUCGUAGCUUAUUUGCCUAGAUUCCGUCCGAAAAUGUCCUAUCCUAAUGAUUCGAAAAUGAUUGCCCUCUCUCGUUUGUUUAUACAAAUUGGUCGUAAUCGAUUAUCUCUCUCUGAUGAUAUUCUACGAGAAUUUUUUCUCCAACAAUUCAAAAAUUGUGUUCCAUUGAAAUUACUGAGAAGAAUCAUGGAAAAAUAUUCCGAGUUUUUUCGUAUUAAAGAAGAUGAUGAUGAUGGAACAGUAAUUGAAUAUCAAAGAUCAUUGAAUCUACAUCCAUUGCAUUAUGAUGAUUUUUUUCGAAUGGUAUCCAACACAGUCCAAGAUGGUCUAGAUCGUACCACAUGCGAUGGUGAUGACAAUGAUGAUGAUUAUAACGAUGAUGAUGAUAAUGUUGAUGACAAUGAACCUGAUGGCGAUGUACUCAUGGACAUGGAAGAUGAUGACUAUGAUGACAAUGAUUCAGAAGUCUUUGAACAAUCGCAGACAAAACUACAGCGAUGUGACCUAGGUAAAUUAUUCGAUGAUUUUGGUGUCGACAUUGAUAAUGACAAAAAUGAUCCACUUGAAGCGAUCAUGUCGGAUUCAAAUUUUGAUUACAAUGCAUUUUUCAAUCAACCAAAAUUGGAAUCCACCAAAACUUCUUUGAAAGAUAUUGUUCCGAAAAUAAGUGCCAACAUUUUAUCGUUAUGUCAUGAACCGGAUAAAGUUAUAGUUAUUCCGACAGUUCAAGAAAUCAAACAAAAUCAUCUCACGCCAUUAACAAUGCAUAUUCAUGAUCGUCGAUUUAGACGUUAUUUUCUCACUCCAAAUCAUCCAUAUCAUUAUAUUACGCCAAGUCAUUCAGGUGAAAGGCUAAAAUUAUCGCUUGCUCGAUUACAGCAAUUACCUCGUUAUCUGGAUGAUCGUAUAAUGAAUUUAUUGGCCGUAUGUGGUCCAUAUUCGAAGAGAAAAUUGAUCAAUAUCUGUGAUCUACCGGUCAAUAUCAUACGUUUAAUGUUACGUGGUUUGAAAGAAUCAGGCAACAUAACAUUCACCGUGAAGCGAGUUGGUCGUCAAUCAAUUCACAUGUUCCAAUCAAACAUUUCGACACGACAUUCAAUUGUUCAACAGCCACAAUCUACCAUUGUGGAUGCUGCCUAUCAAAAACGAAUGACACUCAUCUUAGAUUAUAUAAGCCGAUUAGGUAUCUGUGAUAGUUUUGUCUGGAUACGACGAUACAUUUUAAAUUGUGAAAGUCGUGGCCAUCUUUCAUAUCGAAUUGAUGUAAAAUCCAUUAUACGAAUAUUGAAUUAUUUGGUCGACAUUAACCGUGUACGUUUAUUGCAUUAUGGACUUAAUUACAAACAACAUUGUCGCAAUAGUUACUAUGUUAUUAAUCUGGCAGAUGGCCAAAAUCCACAUCAUUUGGAUCAGGAACUGGAACAACAUCUUAUUCUUCGUUCUCGAUUUGUUUGGUUUGCCCGUUAUCCAAUCGAUUUGAAUGCCGAUGUUAAAUGUUCCAAUCUGAUUGACUAUGAUCAAAAUGGGAAAAUUGAUUUCCAAACAGCUAUUUCUCGAUUGGUUUCGGCAAAACAACGUUUAUCAACAACUGAAGAACAACAAAAAGAUGAUGAUGAUUUGGAUUUGAUACCAAUCACACGGCUAGCUUAUUGUCCAUCAUUAUCUGCUCAUUUCUAUGGUUGUCGUCAUUCAAAACUGGAUAAAAUAUUCGACCUUUAUCGAUUCUUGUUCUAUGUUAUGAUUGACCAACCAUCCGUACAAAUCGAUUCAAGUCAUGUGCAAGAUGAAAAUUGUGAUAAUAAUGAACUUGACUGGCAGAAACGUGUUCCUAAAUUGACCUUCUUACAGGGAUGUUUUUCUUCGUUAGACAUCCUACCUUAUAUUCCUUUGUCCAUAUAUCGAAAUCUGGUUACCAUACGUCACGAAAUUCCGGAUCUUGAUACUUAUCUUAACGAUCCAUGUAAACGACAUCUAAUGUUACAAGAAAUUCCACCGGUUAUUCGAUCUCAUCUAUUACAAAAUCGUCGAUCACCAAUCGAUAUACAAGAAUCAUUACAAUCAUUACAUCAAAUGGGCCUCGUUAACCUAUUACUUUCAGAUGAUGAAGCUCAGCAUUUUGAUAAGAAAUUCGCUCAUCGAUUCCGUUAUCGAUUAAACAGGUUCUUAUUGGUCAAACAAUAUCAGCCUUUGAAACAAGAUAGCGAAACAUUAACGCUUGAGGAGCCAACAAUGGUUGAAUACUACUUUGAUAAGAUGGCCGAUUUUGAUCGUUUUGUCGAUAUCGUAUACGAUCAUCUAUGUCAACAACCUCAACGAACAUGUGAUAAAUGUAUAUUUGAUGAGAGAAAAAUCAAUAUCCACUCUUUGUACAAUCCUCAUUCUUCUAGACAUCAUAAACGUGCAUUAUUGCGGCAAAAUAUUCGAGAUCAACAAUCCCAUAAACGUAAACGAAAACAAGAUUUGCGAUCAUUUAAGAAUAAACGAGUUAAAGUUCAAGUAACGAUUGAUGGUAAACCAGUCACCAGAAUUCGGAAAAAAGUUUUUAAUAAUGCUGUGGAUGUACAACAAGUUGAAAGCGCCGAUACAUUACGUAUAUCAUGGUCACGUGAAGAAGAUCGUUUUAUUCUUCGAUGUAGGCUACUGUCCGAAUUGCUUGGUGUACCUUAUACACGUCGAUUUAUUAUAAAUUCACAAAUAAUCAGCGAAUUAAUGAUUCAAUAUUGUGGCCGACAAUCCAAAGAUAAAUCGGCAGAUUCAUGUAUUCGACGUAUUGUACGUUUAAUGCGUCGACCACAUAUAAAACGAAUAUUGACCAUAUGUAUGAUGGAAUUACAAACAGAUCCGACUUGGCUGCCGUCCGAUUUUAAUGUUAAUAAUAACGAAAGUAGUGAAAAAGAUAAAUUCGUUCGUCUUUUACCUGAAAUAAUGUCUUAUCAAUUUCGUAAUACUGAAUAUUUUAUGACUAAAGAAGAUCUUCGAUCCCGAUCCGAUGCUCAAUUUUUGAUUCAUUUUGAUGAAAAUAUUACAAUCGAUGAACUAUUAUCUCGUUAUGAUAUUAUCGAUCCAGAAGGUGAUGAUAGCAAAGCCUAUUAUGUGGAUCCAAAAAACUAUUAUGAUAUUCACGGUUAUGUUAUCACCAAUGUUUUAUUAUCAUCAUUAUUCUCUUUCCUUAUUCAUCAUCACCGCGAACCAUCUAAAAACAAAGAUGAACAAUUACAUUUACGACGUUUACAACCAGAACCAAAAUAUCUAAAACGAUUUUUUCUACGAACAAUAUUUCGUGCAGCACUUCGUCGCUAUCCUGAAUCAUUAUUAAAAUUAAUUCUUAAACGUUUGGUUCGAUAUCGUUUAUUGAGUCAUAAUAAAAAACUAUCACCUAAAGGCAAUAAAAGUAAAUUAUUUCCCUGUGCAUAUAAAUUAACACAGCUAUUCUAUCGACCAUUAAUGGCUAAUCAUCGAAAUUAUGAACUUAAAGUUGAUUGUCAACAACAACAUCCAUCAACGAUUGUUACUAUGGUCGAAGAUAAUAAUACUAUUGUUGGUUCAAUGCAAUUUGCCGAAAAUCUUUGCAUCAAUGCCCUUAGUUUGAAUGAUGAUUCACAAACACCGUCAUCAUCAACAUCAUCGAUUGUGACCAAAGAUUUAAAUCAAUGGCAAUCAGGUGAUUUAUUACCUCCACGUAUGUUGGAAAUGAUAAAUUUUCAUAUCGAAAUACCGGAUAAUUUUAUUGCCUAUACACGUGGACCGAUUGAUCAAAGUAGAUUACCGGCUAAAACUAAUGCUAGAGGUAUGCUUAUGAAUCGUACGAAUCGAAUGGAAUCAGCAACUGAAAACCAAGAAACAAAAUCAUCAUCAUCUUCAUCAUUGGUCGAUGAAAUGUCAGUGAUACAUUGUCGUGUACGUGUCGAACAAAAAUCGGCUAAUCCAUCUAAUCAAGUUUUACCAUUUAAUAAAUUUCUUUAUCGAUUCGCUAUUCAAGCACAGAUAUUUGAUGAUCAAGAUAUUCCUUUAUGGUCAAAAAUGAAAUCCGAUGAAAAAGAUUCAAAGUCAAUUCCUUCCACUCUAAUUAAAAAAUAUGAAGAAAUGGUUAGUUCCAUUCUAAACGUUGAUCAUCUCAGUUUAGAAGAUUUGUUACAAUUUAUACGAUCUAAAAAAGAAUUGGGAGCCAAAUUAGAUCAGAUAAUUGAUUUUUUGACUUUAACAAAAUCUAUGAAUGAUGUUGAAGAGAUAAUCACCGAUUUUCUGUAUGAAUGUCAACAUCAUAAAUUAGUGUUUACUGUGGGUGUUCGAACACGAACUUGGGUACAUCAAGAUUAUAUCCGUUUCUGGUUGGUACGAUCAUUUCGACAUUUAGAUUUCAAUGUCGAUCAUUUGGUUGCAUUGGAAAGAUGUUUAAUGAAAAAUGUAAAAAAAUGUUAUUUUUUACCACGAAUGUGGAAAUAUCCUGAUGGCCAUAUUGAUAUACGAACUCUAUUCGUCUUUAUGAGUGCCAUAAUCGAUUAUUUGGCCACCGAUUCGAAUGCAUCGAUUGGCGCCAAUAUUUCACAAUUAGAAAAUUAUUUUCAACGCCAUCUACCGCCUGUCCAAUUGCUGGAACUUUUAGAUGCCUUAUUAUUCAUUGAUUGUAUAAGGAUUUCAAUAAUUUCGACAAAUCAACAGAUAAAUCCUGUCAACAAUUUGGAGGAUUUUUUUUGUUCCAGACAAUCGAUGAUCAUCAAUGUUGAUAAUCAUCAGGCCACUAAUAAUGAUCAAAUUACCUUUAACAAUCAGGAUCAAAUGUAUGAAGCAAAUAUUGAUGCUUAUUCAAGACUUACAUCAUUAUAUCAAAUUAUGAUUCGUCUUUAUCCACCAUUACAAGAUGAUUUUUGAGAUUUUUGGAUCGAAUGUUAUUCGAAAAAAUAUAUUAAACAUAUGAACGGAUGUAAGGUGUGUGU
Molecule: messenger RNA, 5876 nt
Organism: Dermatophagoides farinae (American house dust mite)
Lineage: Eukaryota; Metazoa; Arthropoda; Arachnida; Sarcoptiformes; Pyroglyphidae
Biological process (GO): 5S class rRNA transcription by RNA polymerase III; transcription initiation at RNA polymerase III promoter
Cellular component (GO): transcription factor TFIIIC complex
Molecular function (GO): DNA binding
Source: RefSeq, a predicted model, not a curated record